AUGGAUUCAGGGGAUGGACUCAAUGUUUCUGCUGAGCCAGGACUGACUCAUGACAUCCUUGUAUCCCGCACGUCGGUCUACAAUCAAAAAGUCAAAAGCCUGCAAUCAAGUGACUGGGAGGUGCAAGGGAGGCGUAAACAUCGACUCUUUCGAACAACUUACGAUCCGAAUUGGACGUCUGCGGAGAAGAUGAGAAGAUGUGGUCCAACACCAGCUUUGACAAUCUUCGUCGCUUACGCUCCAACAUCAAGUUACGAAGAAGAAGAAGUCGAAGCUUUCUAUAUGGACCUGGAGAAGUUCUACCGAGAAGAUCGUGCCUUCUGCAAGGUCAUAAUUGGCGAUUUCAACUCCAAAGUUGGCCCAAGAAGAAAGCCUGAAGAACUUCACAUCGGGACCCACGGCCUACAAUGGAAUGAUCAGGGGGAGAGGCUCUCCGAGUUCAUCAUGACGAGGUACCGUAAUGAAAUAGACCACAUCAUCGUAAAUAAAAGGUUCUGCUUGACGGACGUCGCUGUUGUACCAAAGUUCUGUACGAGGUCGGACCAUCGCCUCCUCCAAGAAAGAUUUUCCUUCACAAGGAGGGAAGAGAAAGCCGCCAAGUUCAGAGAGGAACAUCCCAGAACUAUCAUCAACUGGGACCUCUUCGCUAUGCUAGCUGGCUUUUGGGAAGAUUCCGCAGUGGACAACAUCGACGAGGAAUAUGACCGGCUCGUUGAACACCUUCACGAUUGCGCGAAGAAGGCGGAAUCUACAAAAGACGAUGUUCAUGCGGAACGGAUGGAUCCCGGAAGCCCAUUCACGCUCAACGGAACGAACAUAUCCGAAUGCACCAGUUUCGUUUAUCUGGGUCGGGAAUUGAACAUGAUGAUCGACCUGACCCCCGAGCUAGGCAGGAGGAGACGAGCGGCUUGGGGAGCGUACAAGAGCAUCGAGGAUGUAGUGAAGAAGACCAAGAACACCCGGCUCUGUGCUCACCUCUUCAACACCACCGUACUUCCUGCUUUGACCUAUGCUUCGGAAACCUGGGCAUUUCGCAAGCAGGAAGAAAACGCGCCCGCCACCCUAGCACGCGUCCCCUACCGCCUAUCGGGGCAGAUGGAAUUGAUUUUCGACGAAUCGCAGGGCGGAGGCGGCGCAAAGGUCAUGAUGAAUGAAUAUGAUAGAAACGACCGAUCUGUAUAUGUGUCGAUGAUGAAUGAAUCCUUCACUGACGAUCGUCUGUGCAAUUUGCUAAGCAUAGCUGGUCCAAUUGAAAGGAUUCUUUCCAAGACACGUAUGGAUGGUGCGUUGGUGAACGCCAUAGUUUCGUUCAGAAGAUUUGAGUCUGUUAUCUUUACCAUAAAUUAUAUCAAACCUGUCAUGGAGUCUGCGAAAUGGAUGCAUAUUCGACCACUGCGGUCUGACCAUCGGGUCGGGGGUCCUCCUGCGGUGCAUUUGAUGUCGCGUGGUAUCAAGCCGCUUACGGGACUGGUCCAACGAUUGACGUUGAAACGCACGCACGUGUCCGGCCCACCUAAAUUUGCUUUCCUUGGCAUAUGCGGCAGCGCCUCUGAUCUUCGAUUGGUGACGUAG
Molecule: messenger RNA, 1572 nt
Organism: Necator americanus (New World hookworm)
Lineage: Eukaryota; Metazoa; Nematoda; Chromadorea; Rhabditida; Ancylostomatidae
Exons: 8
Coding region: 1-1572 (523 amino acids)
Molecular function (GO): nucleic acid binding
Source: RefSeq, a predicted model, not a curated record